CACGUCUCCUCUCUUAUCCCUCCGCCUCCUCCCUUCCCUUCCCCUUCGCCAAGGAUACCGAGCACCGGUCCUAACCCGAAGGCUAACCCCUCUGUUUUUGUAUUUUCUUUAAAAACAACAAAAAAACACAAAAACCGGUAGUCAGCGGGCCACCUCCAUGUAUAAGCCGGUGGAAGGAACCCGGGAAGAGGCUAAGAGGCGACCAUAAUGUCUUUUCGGUUCCAGACGCUGCCUACGGUCCUCGGAGCUGUCAAACUGGACCGCAGAGAUCUGCUCUGCCUGGCGGUGAUGGUCACGACCGUCGGGGCCGGCGCUCCCGGGACGUGCCCCUCGGCCUGCGUCUGUGCCACCGACGUCGUGAGCUGCGCCGGCGAGAGUCUGGCCGAGGUGCCGGCCGACCUUUACCGACACGUGAAGAGGCUGGAUCUGAGUCACAACCGAAUCGGGUGGCUGGACCCCGAGUGGAUGCCGGCGCUCCUCGAGCUGAACGCCUUGAUCGUGCGGCAGAAUAACAUCACCGGCAUCUCCGCGGGCAGUUUUUCCUCCACCCCGAACCUGAGGUGUCUGGAUUUGUCCUCCAACAAGCUCAGGACCCUGGGGAGCCCCGUGUUCCAGGAGCUGAAGCUGCUGGAAGUCCUGUUGCUCUACAAUAAUCGGAUCGCCCACCUCGAUCCGGCUGCCUUUGGGGGACUCCCCAGGUUGCGGAAGUUGUACCUGAGCGGAAACGCGCUCACCCGCUUUCCCCUGGACUUAUACGUUGGGAAGUUCAAGCUCCCCCAACUUGGGUUUCUGGACGUGUCCCAUAACCGCCUGUCCGCGCUGCCCAUCCACCGCCUACAUUUAGUGGCGACCAAACAACUUAGCGGCGUUUACCUUCACGGGAACCCGUUUGUCUGCGACUGUGCUCUCUACUCCCUGUUCACCUCUUGGUAUCGAAGGCACUUCAGCGCCGUGACGGAUUUCAAAAGCGAAUACACCUGUCAUUUGCGGUCAGACCCGAAGGGCUCCUCUAAGCAGCCCCUGAUGCAGGACGGCUUUUUGAACUGCUCCGACGGCAGUGCCGGCGUCUCCCUGGGCUCUGUCCACGAGGCCCAAGUUGGGGAGAAGUUCAUCGUCCGCUGCGACAGCAAACUGAGCGACUCGAGCACGGAUUUCGUUUGGAUCCUCCCGGGCGAGAGAGCCCUGGAGCCCGGACGAGAGAUGGAGAACUUCAGAGUGUUUCCUAAUGGCAGCCUGGAGAUAGAAAGCGCACGCUUCGAGGACGCGGGCGUUUAUUCGUGCAUCGCCGUCGAUAGGCAGAGACCGGUCAACGAAACCGUGGAAGUGAGGAUCAACGUGAACAACUUCACCCAGAGCAAAUCACACGCCCACGAAGCCUUCAAUACGGCUUUCACCACCCUCGCUGCCUGUGUCGCCAGUAUCGUCUUGGUGUUGCUUUAUCUCUACCUGACUCCGUGCCCCUGUCAGUGUAAAGCAAAGAGGCAGAAAAGGAAGCCGAACCAAAACAGUGUCGUUCUCAACGCGGUUCCGCCGGGCGACCCCCCGGUCGAUGAGCGGAAGCCGGGGACUGGUAAAAGAGUGGUCUUUCUGGAACCUCUGAAAGAUCCAGGACCUGGACAGAAUGGAAAAGUGAGAUUGUUCUCCGGGGAGCCCGCCAUCGCCGAGAGCAUCUUAAAGACGACCCGGGUAAAAUCGGACUCGGAUUCAAUCAAUUCAGUGUUUUCGGAUACCCCCUUUGUGGCGCCCUCUUAAAUCUUUGCCCGUGUUUGUACUGUGAUGUAGCUGAAUCCCUGCCUUUGACCUGCUUGUGCGGUGGCGGUCCAGAAAUUAAUAAAACAGAAAAAUCAA
Molecule: messenger RNA, 1848 nt
Organism: Ornithorhynchus anatinus (platypus)
Lineage: Eukaryota; Metazoa; Chordata; Mammalia; Monotremata; Ornithorhynchidae
Gene: AMIGO2
Product: adhesion molecule with Ig like domain 2
Cellular component (GO): plasma membrane
Molecular function (GO): protein binding
Source: RefSeq, a predicted model, not a curated record